Molecule: messenger RNA, 2256 nt
Organism: Ananas comosus (pineapple)
Lineage: Eukaryota; Viridiplantae; Streptophyta; Magnoliopsida; Poales; Bromeliaceae
Product: probable E3 ubiquitin-protein ligase XBOS33
Exons: 10
Coding region: 364-1911 (515 amino acids)
Biological process (GO): protein targeting to chloroplast
Cellular component (GO): chloroplast outer membrane
Molecular function (GO): protein binding; chloroplast targeting sequence receptor activity
Source: RefSeq, a predicted model, not a curated record
UUCGACGCGGGUGGGGUGCGCGAAUGAAUAAAAUAAAAAUGAACCCUAACUUUGUCUCUACUACUCCUCCCUUUCUCCUCCUCCUCCUCCUCCUCAUGGGCAUGGGCGUGGGCCCCACCCCCAUCUCCACCUCCACCCACCGCUAUCUCUAAUCCCCACCGUUGAUUCCUUCCCCACUCCCCCUUUCUCUCUCCCCUUUCCCUCUCUCCAACCUCUCUCUUUCUCUUUCUCUCUCUCUUGCUCUAGCUCGAGGGAGCGUUCAUGGCGGAGAGGGGGGGGAGGAGGAGGAGGAGGGGGCGAUGAUCGUGCGGCGGAGAUCGGGGUGAUCGGUGGGGGGAGAUCGGACGGCCGGGAUUCGAUUCGAUGGGGAACUCGCUGGGGUGCUCGGCGUCGGGGGAGCGGCUGGUGUCGGCGGCGCGCGACGGCGACGUGGUGGAGGCGCGGAUGCUCCUCGAGUUCAACCCUAGCCUCGCCCGCUACUCCACCUUCGGCGGCCUCAACUCCCCCCUCCACUUCGCCUCCGCUAAAGGCCACAACGAGAUUGUGAUGCUUUUGCUUGAGAACGGCGCCGAUGUGAAUUCCAGGAACUAUUGUGGUCAGACCGCGCUGAUGCACGCAUGCCGUUAUGGGCACUGGGAGGUGCUCCAAACCCUUCUCCUCUUCAGAAGCAAUGUCACAAGAUCCGACUAUCUCAGCGGCAGGACGGCGUUGCAUUUCGCUGCAGUCGACGGGCACGUCCGGUGUAUUAGGCUUUUGCUCUCAGACUUCAUUCCAAGUGCCCCCUUCGAAGAGAAUUCUUCUUCUUGUGACGGCGGCAAUAAACAGGAAAGCAAGGGAAACAGCCCGGCUUCCUCUUUGGGCCGUAAAUUCGAUCAAUCUGCACGUGCGAGAUUCAUUAACAAACCUGCGGAUGGAGGCAUUACAGCUCUCCACAUGGCGGCUCUGAAUGGUUACUUCGAUUGCGUGCAGUUGUUGCUCGAUUUAGGUGCCAAUUUCUCGGCAGUGACAUUUCACUAUGGAACAUCAGUGAAUUUGAUUGGAGCUGGAAGCACUCCUUUGCAUUAUGCAGCCUGUGGAGGGAAUCUCAAAUGUUGCCAGAUACUUCUUGCUAAAGGUGCUAGUAGGCUGACAUUGAAUUGUAAUGGGUGGCUUCCACUUGACGUUGCAAGAAUAUGGGGACGCCAUUGGCUCGAGCCUUUACUAUCGCCUAAUUCUAGCUCAAGCAUCCCCACGUUUCCACUCUCAAAUUAUCUUUCUUUGCCUCUCAUGAGCAUUCUUAAUAUAGCAAGAGAAUGUGGACUGCAAUUCUCAACAGCUUGUUCUGAUGAUAGCGAUCUCUGUGCUGUUUGCUUAGAAAGAGCAUGUGCUGUCGCUGCUGAAGGCUGUGGGCAUGAGCUCUGCGUGAAGUGCGCUCUCUACCUGUGUUCAACGAGUAACAUCCCAUCCGAACUGGUUGGCCCCCCUGGUUCGAUCCCAUGUCCCCUCUGCCGAAACGGAAUAGUUUCCUUCAUCAAGCUGCCCACCACCCCGGCCAAGGGACUCAAACCGAACCUCUCGCUCGGCCUCUGCAACCCGUGCAUCCUAAAUCCCGGCGCUGUUGACCCGCCGUCAGAUAUAAGAAGAAAUCGUGUUGCAGCGGUUUCCUCAGAACUCGUCUGCCCACUCACGUGCAGCACAUUAUUCCCUUCUGUUUCCCUCCACACUUGUACUUGUGAUGGUGAACUGUGCGACUCGAUUGAACCAGAAACGGAAAGCCCAGUUCAAUCUCCUAGACCAUCUCAGAGCACAACGAAUGAGCUGGAUAAAACGGAAGAGCAAGAAGGCAGUGAUAGAACGAGUUGCUCGAGUAUGUUUUGGGCGAGGCGAAGUUGCCAUAGGGAGCAGCAGUGCACUUCGGAGAUUAGCGCAUGAUUCUUUUUUUCUUUUGCUUGUGAAUAGUCCGAAUUCAUAGCAUUGGAAUAUGAGAAGAGAGAUGAGUAGCUGGGUUUUUUAUGUUCGCCUCGUCGAACUCUAUCAUUUCUAAGAGAUGUGUACAUGUUCUUGCAACCUGGAACGCUGGCAUUUGUAGUGUUGCCGCGUAUCCAGGUAAAUUUAAAGUGAGAUUAGUGCUGUUGUUUUUGUUAGCUAUCUGUAAACUACCGAACCGGUUGAAACGAGUCGAGCUCUAUAUCUAUCAGUUUGGUUUGGCAUCCAAGUUGCCUGUUCAUAUGGGCUGCUAUGAGUUUGUUUUAUUUACAUUAGUUGGGUUUGUUGUCA